CAUAAAUACACUUCAGGACAAUCCUAUCCUAUAGAACGAUUGUAUCUACAUCCAUUGUACGAUGAAAGUCGAUCAACAAAUGACAUUGGAAUUAUCAAACUUGCAAAACCUAUUCAAUUUACAAAUCAAGUACAACCAAUAUGCUUAGUGGAAAAUGUAUGUUAUGAUGUUAGGUUAAUAAUGAGUUAAAAUUCCAUCUAUUAUCGUUGGUGAGAUGUCGCCACAACAGUGGUCACAAUGGGUCUGUUCGUAACUGAAACAUAUCUCCGUCAAAUUAAUUGAUGACGGAAAUUAAUUAGCUCGGAACGGUCGUAAAAUGACGAAAACACAUGUGGCUAGAGGCUAAUAGAGCCGGAUUGUUAAUAUUUUACUAUCCCGAAUAAUGGUGAGCGCCAAAAGUCAAAAAUUCGAAAAAGUCUCAUUAACUUCCACAAAGAUGUCUCUCUGACAAUAAAUUUAGACAGAAUAUCAGAAAUAUGGUUUUAUCAGCCUCUAGUCACAUGUGUCAGCUUUAAUUAAAGACCGUCCCGAACUCUCCAUCAUGUUGCGUUACCAAGAAAUCCUGCAGCUAUGAGAUGCUGUCAAGGUGAAAGUCGGUUUCCAGCUAUCGCGGCGCUAGCGUCUGAUACAUAUUUUAGGGCUUCUAGCAAAACUCUCAUAACUUUACUUCAUCCGGAGCUGGGUGAUGGCUUUUUUUGAUUAGAAAUGUUACAUUUUAGCGUUAUUGCAAGUAUUUUUGGAUGUAUUUUUUUAUCAGAAGAUAAAAAGGUUCAAAUAACUUGACAAUUUCUUUUUCUAGAUAACGGAACCACCGUUGGAUGAAACUGUGUUUGUAGCAGGAUGGGGGAAUACAAUUAUUGACGACUGGAAUAGUGCAAGUGAUGUAUUAUUACAAGCUCGUUUACGUGUAAUUAGUGAUUGUUCAAUGUAUUUUGCUUAUACACAUCAAGAACAAAUUUGUACGAUGCCCAACAGUUUUUCUGUUAAUGAUCACGGGUCAUGUCAAGGCGAUAGUGGUGGUGGCUUAUUCUAUAAUAAAAAUAAUCAAUGGUAUGUUGCUGGUGUUGCGAGUUAUGCCAAUGGAUGUGGCCAGUACAGUUUUCCAACAGUAUUUACAAAAACAAGUGCAUACAUUAAUUGGAUCCGUUCAAUUAUCAGUAGUUAA
This is a messenger RNA of Didymodactylos carnosus, 1165 nucleotides long. The record is from the annotation of a GenBank genome assembly. Lineage: Eukaryota; Metazoa; Rotifera; Eurotatoria; Philodinida; Philodinidae.